GGGCCAUCUGCAGCCGCGGCUGCUGCCCAGAUCUCUAGCAGUGAUCAGGAUGACAAAGCCGUGAAGGAGAGUGAGGGUGCAGAAGCGAUGGUAGAGGGCUCAGAGGACGAAAGCAGCGGAGUAAAAGGAACACUGGGCAAUCUGAAGUGUCCCCUGCCUGGCAACUUCCUCCUGCCUGACAGCCUGUUCGGCAGCCCAGCUGCACAGGCAGCAGAAGUGGACACCAGCUUCACACUGAGGCGGCGGCCAGUUGCGAAGGGCAGGAAAGGAGGGAGGCGUGGCAGGGGUUGAGCGUUGCAUAAGACAGUGGAUCUGCUGAUCUUUUAUAAACGUGGCAUUUUUGCGCAUAUCUAUGGAAUACCUGUUGCUUAGAAGAGUUUGUGAAGCCGCCCAGAUGCAACGGACUGUGUUUGACAUUGAAAAAUAACACAACGUUGCUGCAUCUGUCUGCGCAGCAUGCUGUGGUAUUCCCUUGGAAAGUUGCACAGCUAUAUACCCUCUUUCACAGUUGAGACCCCAAAGGUGCAAGAUUUAAUGGGACUUGCAGAGGGA
Molecule: messenger RNA, 552 nt
Organism: Coccomyxa subellipsoidea C-169
Lineage: Eukaryota; Viridiplantae; Chlorophyta; Trebouxiophyceae; Coccomyxaceae
Exons: 4
Coding region: 88-291 (67 amino acids)
Source: RefSeq, a predicted model, not a curated record